CGCAUCUCUUGGGAGAAGGACAUUGAAAAGACAUCUCGCCAACACAGCUGGCAUCAACGACAUUUCGAGGACAGGCUGAAAUAGGCUAUAAGCCAGUCCGCUUGGCAACACAAUGACCAGCUUCCUUGCGUGGUUCUGGAAUGAGAGAUUCUGGCUGCCUCACAAUGUAACUUGGGCUGAUCUAAAGAACACAGACGAGGCUGUAUACCCCCAGUCGGAGGAUUUGUAUCUGGCUGGCCCUCUUGCUUUCUGCAUCAUCAUGGUCCGGCUUCUGUUCGAGAGGCUGAUCGUUAGGCCGUUGGUGUCUGGCCUGAGGAUUGAGGUGAAGGAGGCGCAGAAGGCUCCGCCCAAUGCCAUUCUGGACAAGGUUUACACCGCCAUCACCAAGCACCCAGACGAGAAGCGGCUAGAGGGCCUGUCCAAGCAGCUGGACUGGGACGUUCGGACCAUCCAGCGCUGGUUCUACCGGCGCCGAGACCAGGAGAGGCCCACCACGCUGGCCCGCUUCUGCGAGAGCAUGUGGAAGUUUGCUUUCUACAUUUACAUCUUCACCUACGGAGUGCGUUACCUGAAGAAGACACCAUGGCUGCACAACACCAGAGAGUGCUGGCAGAACUACCCUAAUCAGCCGCUGACAGUGGAGGUGCACUACUACUACCUGCUGGAGCUGUCGUUCUGUCUGUCGCUGCUCGUGCCCCAGCUUGCUGAUGUUAAGAGAAAGGACUUCCUGAUCACCUUGAUGCACCACGUGUUGUCCGUUUGCCUGAUCGUCCUCUCUUACGUCAGUAACAUGGUGCGUGCGGGAACCCUGGUCAUGUGCCUGCAUGACUCUGCUGAAGUGCUCUUGGAGGCAGCUAAAAUGGCCAAGUACGCUCGUUUCAAGCGCUUCUGCAACCUCCUCUUCCUCAUGUUUACCCUCAUCUUCAUCACAUCUCGGCUGGCUCUCUAUCCCGCCUGGGUGCUGAAGACGACGGUGUUUGAGAGCUGGUCUCUGCUGGGCAUCUUCCCCUCUUGGUGGCUCCUCAACGGCAUGCUGCUGCUCCUGCUGGCGCUGCACUGUCUCUGGGCCUACCUUAUCCUCAGGGUCACCUGCAGAGCACUGUCUGGACCACAGGGGAGAAAACUCAAUCCUUUGUGUGUGUCCUUAGAUAAUCACCAUGAGGUGGACUUCAGCUCUGACGAGGAGGAAAUCCCGCCACACCCGAAGAAGCCACCUCACACAUCCCACAGGUCACAGAGGAACGCCAACGGCAGUAAUGGGGCUCACAGGACAAAUGGCUACCUGUGACACACACAAACACACACACACACACACAUGCUACAGAGCAGCUUUAGGUACACAUGACAUGACUAAUGGAUACCUAUAGCGCGCGCACACACACACACACACACACACACACAGGCCGACACUACAGGGCAGUGAAAGACUAUUGGAUACCCGACACACACGCAGACACACACACAGAGAAUAUCAAAUUAUAAUCACUCACAUACAUAUAUGUACUCCAGAAUACCUGUAACUUUAUGCAAAAAUACACAAAAACACACUCCAGGUUGUACCGACACCUGGCUCAUACGACAAGUAUUUGCAGAGACUGUUUACGUGUGAUAGUGCAUACACAUAUUUUCACAGGCCAGUAUUUAUGUCUAUCUCUACAUGAGGAGAGGGUGUUCUGGCUCCGUAAUCAACACAAACAACAGCAAACCCAAAACCCUACAUUCAUUUCUCCUUUUAGCUUUCAGUGAAGUUCAAUGAAGUGUUUACUUUGUAUUUAUUUAUUUAUCCAGUUUCUUAUAUUCAUUCAUAUGAAUAUUUAUUCAUUCAUGACUUUGCCAAGAAUGAAAACAAAGUCUGUCAAAAGCACAUGUUUUUGAACAGAUUUGAGAGAAUAUUGGCACUCCUGUCCAUGCCAUUCAUUCUGUCAUUCUGGAUUUGAUAGCUCAUUGUUUCAUAUGUGAGGUAUGUCUAUAUCAAGAUGUCUGUCAUUACUCUCGCAACCAAAGCUGUCGACUAGCUAUGUGUGUGCACAUGAAUAUAUCUUUGUAUGUGCUUACAUAUGUAUCACUAAACAGCCAAACAAUCCAGAUAUCAGCCUUGAGGCAGUAGAUGCCUUGUGUGUCUGAUAGAACAUGUUUAUACAAUCAGCCAGCAGGGUUUACAGUAGCCUAUUCUAGGUAUCCAGCUCUCAGUACCAUAUCAUGGAGACAGUUUUGAAUAAAGUGCACCAGUACAGAA
Alosa sapidissima (American shad) is the source of this 2236-nucleotide messenger RNA. RefSeq names its product ceramide synthase 6-like. Gene Ontology annotation, cellular component: membrane. Lineage: Eukaryota; Metazoa; Chordata; Actinopteri; Clupeiformes; Clupeidae. The record is from RefSeq and is a predicted model, not a curated record. Gene Ontology annotation, biological process: ceramide biosynthetic process. The coding region runs from base 113 to 1288 and encodes 391 amino acids. Gene Ontology annotation, molecular function: sphingosine N-acyltransferase activity; DNA binding. The transcript is spliced from 11 exons.